AUCUAUUUUGCAACUAAAUACGCGAGUUAAUGGUAGUCCAAGUUACGCGCGAAUUUUGUUUGUCAAAUGGCCUUUAAAACUCGUCCAGAUAAACUCGCACAAUGCGAAUGCGUAGAAAAUUUAACCAAUCAAUUCUAUACAAUAAGAAGCGGACGCAAUGGCCAAUCGCCUUUUACUACAUAUCUGUCAUUCCGGAAAAAGCGGAAAGUUGAUUGGCCGCCAGAUCGUCUGCGUAGAGUUCCGCAUGUAAAAACCGGAUGCGAUUCAAACAGGAUGAAAUAAAGUCUUAUUUAGUUGAUCUUUUAUACAAAAAAAUAUUCUAAAAAAUUGAAUCAAUUGUAUACAAAAAUUAAACGAUGGCGUAUCCGAUAAAAAAAAAGUCAACGCCAUUGCCGUUUCUCUCGCGUUAGACAUGCGAUGAAUCAACUUUCUCGCGUACGCAUCGUGCAUUUACGCGAAUCUGAUCGAAUGGAAUCGAAAUAAUUUGUGACCAGAGAGUUCGGAACGUCCGGGACGUUCGCGAAAGGUUGUUUCUACGUCUUCCGGAAGAUGCCCACGGAUGUCCAGAAACGACGAUCGAGCGGGCGGCGUAUAAACACGGGAGCGUAACGCGUGACGUGUCAGUGCGCAGCUGCCAACGCGCAGAACAGCGCAGCAUUUGAACCUUCGCAGUUCGAUCGGCCAUAUUUCCUCUUAUACAACGCCCUCACGCGACGAUCGUAGGUUUACGUGUUGUAUUUGGUGGCUUAGUAUCGACUCAUCGGGUCGCUCAGCAUCCACAGUCCUAUUCUACGUCGACGUACGACUAAUGAACAUACUUGCCAUUGUUUGAGCUACAUGAUUCAAUCAUGAGUAACGUAGCGACUAUAAAAUUGGAGGAGGGACAAGAAUCUGUCACCGAGAUACAAACAUACUUGGAGACAUUUAACAAGGAAAUCGAGGGAGGACAAGGCGAACUGCAACAUGUGCAAUUGCAACAAGUGGAGGGCUUAUCGGGUGGAGAAGAGGGUGGAACGUACUUUGUUGAUCAGUCUGGUCAAUAUUAUUACCAGGCAAACAGUGAUGAGCCACCUGUAAUGACACAGGUACAGAUACAAGAAGUGGAAGAGACUGAUGUACAAAACGAAGGUGAAACAACUCAAGAUGAGCAGUAUCAGGAGAUUGAAGAACUUGAAAAUGUUGAGGGCGAUGAAGAGGCACAAGUCAAUGGUGAAAACAAUCAAGUUGUAAUUAAUUCUGGCGAUGCAUAUCAAACUGUUACGAUUGUACCAUCUGAUACAAAUCCUGGAGAAGUGAGUUAUGUUCUGAUAGUUCAGCAACCUGAGUCUGAAGAGAAAGAGGGUAAAUCCGUGGAAGAUGAAACGGCAACGGUAACGGCAGCAGCUGCUACAGCUGAGGGAGAGGAAGCGGAAGGUGAACAAGAUCUUACUGUAUAUGACUUUGAAGAUAAUGAAGAUAACGAAGCACCAGUGGAAUCUGAGGCGGAAGAUGACAAGACGAAAAUUAUUAAGUUCUUGCCAAAGAAAUCUCAAACUGUGACGCAAGCCCAUAUGUGCAAUUACUGCAACUAUACCAGCCCAAAACGAUAUCUUUUAUCACGGCACAUGAAAUCGCACUCAGAAGAAAGACCGCAUAAAUGUAGUGUUUGCGAGCGAGGAUUUAAAACUCUGGCUUCACUUCAGAAUCAUGUCAACACUCACACUGGGACCAAGCCUCAUCAUUGCAAAUAUUGUGAGAGUGCAUUUACAACUUCAGGUGAACUUGUAAGACAUGUUCGGUAUAGACACACCCAUGAAAAGCCACAUAAAUGUCACGAGUGUGAUUAUGCAUCCGUUGAGCUCUCAAAAUUGAAGAGACAUAUUAGAUGCCACACAGGCGAACGACCUUAUCAGUGUCCACAUUGUACAUAUGCAAGUCCGGAUACAUUUAAACUAAAACGCCAUCUUCGCAUUCAUACUGGAGAAAAACCAUAUGAGUGUGAUUUUUGUCAAGCGAGAUUUACUCAAUCCAACAGUUUGAAAGCACAUAAAUUAAUACAUAAUGUAGGCGAUAAACCAGUAUUUCAAUGCGAAUUGUGCCCAGCUACAUGUGGCAGAAAAACGGAUCUUAGAAUUCAUGUGCAAAAGUUGCAUACUUCUGAUAAACCACUAAAAUGCAAACGUUGUGGAAAAACAUUCCCGGACAGAUAUAGCUAUAAGUUACACAGCAAAACUCACGAAGGAGAGAAAUGUUACAAGUGCGAUCUAUGUCCAUAUGCGUCUAUAUCAGCGCGUCAUUUGGAAAGUCAUAUGCUUAUUCAUACUGAUCAGAAGCCGUAUCAAUGUGAUCAUUGCUUUCAAUCAUUUAGACAAAAACAGUUACUCAAACGGCAUUGCAAUCUCUAUCAUAAUCCCUCCUAUGUUCCUCCACCACCACAAGAAAAAACGCAUCAAUGUCCCGAGUGCGAAAGGGCAUUUAGACAUAAAGGUAAUCUUAUUCGACAUAUGGCUGUUCACGAUCCGGAAUCAUCUCUGCAAGAAAAACAACAAGCUCUUAAAAUCGGCAGACAGAAAAAGAUUCAAAUCAUUGAUGGCCAACGUGUUGAAGUAAUGACAGGUGAUUUAGCUUCUAAACUUAAAGGUUAUGACGAUGAAGAAGAAGAAGAAGAUGAAGAUGACAUGAUGGCGGUUCAAGGCAGUGAUGGCCAGCAAUACGUUGUGUUAGAAGUGAUCCAGUUAGCAGACAAUCAAGGAACUGAUCAGAUGGCUGUUGUUGCGAGUGAGGAUGGAGAGUUGGUAAUGCAAGAUCCUUUAACUCAAGAAAAUAGCAUAGUAACAGGAACAGGGGAUGAAAUUGAUGAAGUAGACGAAGAUAUAGAAAUGCAAGAUCUAAAGAUAGAACCCAAUACUUCAUCAAAAUCUUCACAGAACUCACAAAACGAUUCUAAAUUACAAAAAGAAAUGGAAACCUGUUUCGGGUUUGAUGAGGAAGAAGAGGAAGAAGAAAGUGGUAAUAACAUAAACAUGUUACAAACAAUUUCGUAAUAAUAAGUAAAAGAAAAAAUGUACCUAUUCAUAGUCCAAUGUUUCACUUCUGUCCCAGUGUUAGUAAUAUCCUUUAAAAAAUAAGGAAAAUUAGACAAUAAGAGCUAAAGCGCACUUAAUAUAAUUUUCCUUAUUUAAAUUGUAUAUCUUAUUAUCAUUAGUUUUAAAAAAUUACAAAAAGUCAAGCAAACUAUAUAUAUAUAUUGUGUAUAAUAAAACUGAAUACAAUAUAUUAUCAUCUAAAACUUUAUAUAGCUCUAAUAGGGAGCUGCAGUGUGAUUCACAUGCAUGGUACAAGAACUUUUUUUGCCGUUAGUGCAUUAGGUACACAUAAUAAUUUAUGAAAAUAUUGUAGUUUUGUGGUCUAGAAAAGUAUCAAGCAAAUGUACAAUUAUAAUGUUGUAAAAUAUGAUUUAUGUUAUUGUCAAUGAACUUCUUAAUAACAUUAACAAAGUUAGAUAAGAUUGAAUAUGUUAAUUAUAAGGAAAUUAUAACUUAGACAUUAUCUUGGCAUAAUAUUUUUAAACAAGUUUAUUUAUAAUUUUGAUGUAGAAACUCGUUACGACUUUUAUUACUGUGUGCAACUAACAUCAAUCUUGAAAAAUUAAGAAUAGUUAAUAAAACAAACUAAUAUUAGUAACAUUGCAGACUACAAUGUAAAUAAAUGUUUAUCUUUAUAUCUUUAAUAAUUUAGAAAUUAUUUUAAAGUUUCAGCAUAUAUAGGAGGUGAUUAGAAAACAUUGAAUAUUUAAUUAUCAAAAAGUAUUUUAUAUUGUUUACUAUAUGAUCUUUUUUUAUGUUAAAAGUCAGGAAUUAAUAAAGAGGAUUGUGAAUUAUAUUCUGUUGAGUUCAUAAUAGUGCAUUACGUAAAGAAAUUUAACAUUUUUAUUUACAAUAGAAAAAAUAACAUUUCGCUAAAGAAAAUGGGAAAAAUAUAAUUUUUUUAUUCUUUGAUUAAAAUAUUUAUUUGCACAGCGUUAACUAGCAAAUAACUUAUAUAUAAUACUUUUUUUGAUGAACUUCUAUAUGUGUUUAUAUUAUUUUACAAUAAUACAAUAGUAUAUUAAAUACAAAAUAUUGAAUUAUUGAAAUUUAUCUUAAAAUGUUUUAUGAUAGCAUUGUUUGUGUUCUUUUACAGUGCUAUUAUAAAAUAAUCGGAAGUUAUUUCACAUCUUGUACUAAGCAAUCUUUGAUAUAUCCUAAAUAUAUAUAAAUGUUUAAUCACAACCUCGCACGUAGAAUUUCCAGUUUAAUUUAAUUAAGGCAUGAUAAAAUAAAGCAUGUAAAUGAUUUCAUGUAUGCUUAAGUCUUGAAUAUUCUGAUAUUUUAAAAUAAGUUAUGUGAAACAAUAAAAUUUUUUUAUGAAAAAAUAUAUUGUAACUCAUGCCUUUUUAUUACGAACUGGAAAGAUAAUACUUCUUUAUUAAAAUUAAUAACAUUGCUGUAAAAUGGUAUGACAUAUUUUCAUGAAUGAUCGGAAUGAAGAAAGAUAAAAUUAAUGCCCACACACUGUUGCUCAUAAACUAAGUUAUUUUGCUUAUCUAGUAGGCGAAAUGAUCAUUGUAAAAAGUAUGUACAAUUUUUUUUACACACAAAUUGUACAAUUGUAAUUUAGUAAUCAAUUACUAUAUGCACUUAAAAUUCUGCACUUUCUUACAUUAUCCCAAAGAAAAGAAAAACUGUGUAACUUCUCUCGAUAAUAAACUUUACCUUGUCGACAAUA
Molecule: messenger RNA, 4746 nt
Organism: Monomorium pharaonis (pharaoh ant)
Lineage: Eukaryota; Metazoa; Arthropoda; Insecta; Hymenoptera; Formicidae
Product: transcriptional repressor CTCFL
Exons: 13
Coding region: 849-3023 (724 amino acids)
Biological process (GO): regulation of transcription by RNA polymerase II
Cellular component (GO): nucleus
Molecular function (GO): DNA-binding transcription factor activity; RNA polymerase II cis-regulatory region sequence-specific DNA binding
Source: RefSeq, a predicted model, not a curated record